UGAGAUAAAAUCUGAAUACCAGAAAUCAGUAUUGUAAAGAAACUUCAUCUCCAACACCAAAAAUGUUAGAAGAGGACAUGGAAGUGGCCAUUAAGGUGGUGGUAGUAGGAAACGGAGCAGUUGGGAAAUCCAGUAUGAUUCAGCGAUACUGCAAAGGCAUUUUCACAAAGGACUAUAAGAAAACAAUUGGAGUUGAUUUCUUGGAGAGACAAAUACAAGUUAAUGAUGAAGAUGUUAGGCUAAUGUUGUGGGACACUGCAGGCCAAGAGGAGUUCGAUGCAAUAACAAAGGCCUACUAUAGAGGAGCCCAAGCAUGCGUACUUGUGUUUUCCACCACAGAUAGGGAAUCUUUUGAAGCAAUUCCCAGUUGGCGAGAGAAAGUAGUAACUGAGGUUGGCGACAUCCCUUCAGUGCUUGUGCAGAACAAAAUUGACCUCCUGGAUGAUUCUUGCAUCAAGAAUGAGGAAGCAGAGGCCCUGGCCAAGAGGUUAAAGUUAAGAUUUUACCGAGCUUCCGUGAAAGAGGACCUAAAUGUAGCAGAAGUUUUUAAAUACUUAGCUGAAAAGUAUCUUCAGAAACUCAAACAACAAACAGCUGAAGACCCAGAGCUGGUGCAUACAAGUAGUAACAAAAUUGGUGUCUUUAAUACAGCUGGUGGAAGUCACUCUGGCCAGAAUUCCAACACACUUAAUGGUGGUGAUGUCAUUAAUCUAAGACCAAACAAGCAGAGGACCAAGAAAAGCAGAAGCCCUUUUAGCAGCUGCAGCCUACCUUAAAAUUUUUUAGGGGGAAGAAUUUACAGUACCUGGGAUGGUGUUUUGCAGUUGAGUAAGGAUUCCAGCCGGCUGUAAACGGUAUGCUACCAGUUCUCUAGCAUAAUUUGCACCUACUGGAUCUGUGCUAGACGGCGAACUUAAACACUGAAGUGGCAAUGCCCUUCAGUGUGUAGAGAGAGACCUCUGAUGGCAAAAUUAGAAUCAUCGUUGCCCUGUUCGUUCAUUUUUUUUUUAACUGUUAGACGAAGCGCCUCCUGUUUUGAAGCAACACUAUAAAACCGUGACAGCAGGUUUUGCGGAAUCAUCAAGCGUAUUACAAUAAAAGCAUAAAGAUCCAACCCGUCGGUACAGAUCAGAGUAGUAUGGACCAACAAGAAGUAGCAUUCUUCUAUUGCCUGGAUCAGCCCAUUUGAAGUACAAAAAGCAAAAUUUGCCAGACUACGUUAGUAGGUAUCUUGGCCACUUAACUUGUGCAAUAAGUGUGUAAUCUAUGAAUGUUGAGGUAUGCAUGCCGAUAAAGUGCUGAAGUCAGAUUAAGUGCAGUAUUCAACUACAGAAACUGAAAAUUUUGACCACCUUCCUUUUCAACCCCUCCCCGCCACACACAUUUUUAAACUGUCUUUUUAAAGUGAGGCAUUACAACAUUCCACUAUAGGAUUUUAAAGUUCAUUGUGCCAAGAAAAUCCACUUUUGUCAGCAUCACACUGUCUUAUUUUAUAUGGUUUUGUACUGUCUUUUUGAAAUAAUGCUUCAGUCUUUUACCAGGGUUAAACAAAAUUAGGAUUGUGUCUUUUAAUAUCAACAGUGGGUAUCCAAAGCUGAGAAUGUGGGUUCCCUUCUUACCUAUAAGACUUUGCACACUGUCAUGGAGUCAGCAAAGUAAACUGUGAGGUCACAGUAAACCUGCAGAUAUUCAUAAGGUCCCAUAAAUUGGUGUGGCUAUCCUGCAUAUUCAAGCCUUUAACGGGGCAAUGUAUUCUAAAAUUUAAUUUAAAAUUUUUGUAUUCAACAAGAGGUCUUUUUCUCUAUCCCACAUUCUGAAUUAUGGGAUGGCAUGCAUGCUUUUGCAUAUUCACUUAUAUGGUAUUUUAAAUGUAUCGCUUUGGAGUUUUUAUAUUCUCUCGGGUUUACAAAGCCCCUUUCCCUUCCCUGCUAGCAAGAGGUGGAAAGAUUCCAGAAGAUAUAAUAAAUAACAAUCUGUAACUAGACAGUGCCAGAACCUAAAUUUUGUGAUUGGGAACUACAGUGAUCUAAAUUUAGCUGGUUGCAGGAAUCUUGAUAAUAUCUAAUUUUCGUAAUUCACUUAUGAGUUUUCUAAAUCUCAACCUAUUUUGGCAUCUUAAUUUUUUCAGCACAUCAUAGGGAUGUAGAAAUAAAAAAUAUAUUAAUGUAGAAGUCACUUCAGCCUUAAUGGUACAUAAUAUUUUUGGAGAACUACUAUACCAAGUAUUCAUACCAAGUUAACACCUUGUUUACCUUUUGAUACCCAAAAUUCAUUCAACUUCAUAUAUGACUUGAGAGCAUCCUCACAAAUGAUCAAGAAUUAUUUUUGGUCUGUGAAAAUUCUACCAAAAAAACCCCAAACCCAGGAGUCAUCUUUGUUGCAUAGUAGUUAUGCAGAAUAUUUGAAUGAUACCAGUUGUCUUAUGUCCCAUUGCCGGCAGUGGAAUGGGCAUUGGGGAAAACUAAUUACCAACAUUAAGCAUUGGGUUUUGCUUAAUGUGUUUCCUCUUUCAAAAUGUACUGACUGCAUAAAGUCUCUUAUUCUUUGCACAAAGUAAAUUUUGUGUAAUAUAACAGUGAUCUUUGCAGGAAGAAAACUCAUUAACCUUAUCCAUCAUGUCUUUCUGUUUUAAUGAUUGAAUGUGUGU
Messenger RNA from Tachyglossus aculeatus (Australian echidna), 2647 nucleotides. It is a transcript of the gene RAB23, whose product is annotated as RAB23, member RAS oncogene family. The transcript has 6 exons. NCBI's taxonomy places the organism in Eukaryota, Metazoa, Chordata, Mammalia, Monotremata, Tachyglossidae. The record is from RefSeq and is a predicted model, not a curated record. The coding region runs from base 63 to 776 and encodes 237 amino acids. Gene Ontology annotation, molecular function: GTP binding; GTPase activity.